AAUUCUCACUAAGCUCGCAUAGCUGGCAGCAGCAGGUAGUCACCCAUCAGGGCCAGCUCUGAAUCAGGAUUAAUUCAGUUACUAAAGCCAUACAGUCACUGGAUCAUCCUGAAACGCACCUCACCUUCUUCAUCCAAUGUGCUCAUCGAGCAUGCUGCCUCUCACGAUGUUGGGCUUCCUCAUGCUCAUGCUGUCUCUGUGUGAUGCAGACAGUAUUUGCCCCAGUGACCUUAACACUCUGACACUGGAGCCGGACAAGCUUCUAAUCGAUUUUGGAGCGAAGAAUGUUUCGGAGUUGGUAAACUGCACCAGCACAGAUGAGGAUCAUGAUGGGAUGUACUGGAGUUUUGGAAAUUCAAACUCUUCAGUGGAAUAUGGCGAAAGUUUUAUUGCCUGGUCACUGUCCCUGUCAGACUUGAAUGAAACAGCGCAGUGCAAAAUAAAGCAGAGUGACGGUCAUGAAUGCAGCAUAGAACUUGACAUUACUCUAUACAAGUAUCCGGAAAUGGUGUAUGUGUUUCCUUUAAAUUAUGCAACUGCAACGGAAGGGACUUUGUACCAGCUGCAGUGUGAUAUCAUCAGUGUUGCACCUGUUCAAAACCUCACUGUGAGGUGGUACAAAAACAAUCAGAUCAUCAGGACAGACUCCUUCACCAGCAUAAUCAAAACACCAGUAACUGAGUCUUCAGUUCUGGAAGUCAACAUCAGCAGAGAUGAAAAUGGAGCUCGGUUUAGGUGUGAGGCUCAGCUGGACCUUGGGCCAUAUGAGUCACCACCUCCUUUUGUUUCUAACACAUACACUGUGGUUGUGAACUAUGCUCCCGAUAUCGAGAACAAAUCAGAAGAUGUUUAUGUGGACGACGGUAGUAAUGUCACCCUGCACUGUGAAGCUGAGGGGCGCCCUCCUCCAGGCUUUCAGUGGACAUUAGAUGGUACGGAUAUGUUGGAGAACAAAAACUAUCUUGACAUUAUUGGAGUGACCACCAAUGCGACCUACAUCUGCACAGCUUUCAAUAAAGUGGGAAGAGUGACUAAGAAAAUCCAUGUACAUGUGAUAAAAACCACAGCAGCCACUGUAGCCCCUGCAGCCGCUGCAGCCGUGACCACCCCUGAGCCAUUGAUGCCAAGAGCUUGCCCCUUAAUAUUAACGCCUGCCGAAAUUGUGGUGCGAUUUGGAGAUUCAGCUUCAAUUAACUGCAACACAACACAACCAGAUUUCGUGGGAAUGGGCUGGGAGGCUACAUUAGGAAGCACAGCCUUUUUACGUCAACCUACAGUCCUCUGGACGGUUGACAAGCUGGAAGACUGGACCAUGUAUGUUACAUGCUACGUUUUUCUGAGAGGUGGUUUCCAGUGUAAUGUGCGGCCAAACAUCACUCUUUACAAGACUCCAGACAUUGUGUCAGUCUCUGCAAUGCAUCAGGGGCCGAUGGUUGAAGGCAAAGAGUACAGUCUGAAAUGUGACAUCUUCAAUGUGGCUCCUGUGGGGAAGCUCAGACUGACAUGGAUUCGGGACAAUAAAACUGUGAACAUAAAAACAUUUGAUGGCAACAGUAUAGGCCCAGUCAAUGAGUCCGCUAUUUUGAACGUCACAGCUAACAGAGAUGACAACGGAGCACAAUUCAAAUGCAUGGCUGAGCUGAUUCUCGGACCAAAUGGACCAGAGAUUGUCCCUACUGUAACCUCAUCACCUCACAUUGCUGUUGUGAACUAUAAACCCCAGAUCAAAGUUUGUGAAAGACAUCUCACUGAUGUGGAGCAUAAGAUCAGAGUGGACAUGUUGUCCUGUGAAGCUGAUGGGAACCCUCCACCUGCUGUUCAGUGGUACUACAAAGGUGCACUGAUCAAUGCAUCUCAGCCCCUCAGCAGGACGCAAUCAGGAAAAUACACAGCUAAAUUUGAAAACAGCUUUGGCAGCACCGAAAUCUCUGUUGAUAUCACAGUUGAAUAUGGCCCUUUGUUUACUUGUAAUGAUCGCUACGAGGUUAAACAGAAUGAUAAGUUCCCGUGUGAAGCAGUGGGAAUACCUAAACCUAUCACCACCUGGCGUAAAGAUGGAAUAAAUGUGGAUUACCCCCUGCACCUGACAAAGAAGGAUAAUGGAACAUAUACACUUGAAGCAACCAACAAACAUGGAACAACCAACCACACGCUGUAUCUUGACGUGUUGUAUACCCCUACAAUCAUAGAAGAAACCUACAAGGAAAAGGAGUUCACCCUGGGUGAAAAUGUGACUCUGGACUGCAUUGCUGAGGGCAACCCUCCCCCUGAGAUCCUCUGGACCUACACCCCUGCAGUGAAUGCACGGGAGACCACCGGGGGGCGCCAGAGGAGCAUCAUCAUCACAAGAGCCACGUCUACCAAUGCCGGUGUUUACAACUGCAUUGCCACGAAUGGAGUUGGGAGCCAUACAAGAUCUGUCACACUGAUGAUGAAAGAUGAAUCCAAGGCAUUCCCCUUAGCAAUCAUUUGGAUGCUGAUUGUGUUGAUCGGUACCCUCAUCUUCAUCGUCAUGGUGGUUGUCCACAACCGCCGGAAAAAACAAGGACAAUAUAGUUUUGUCCCUGAUGGUGCAGAUAAGCCUAUCCCUAUGACCCCUCAGUCUAACGGGGUGCAAUAGAAUGUAACUUGGUGAAUGGGAAGGGGCAAAUUAAGAGACAAUGGGCCCACGGGCACUGAUAUGCAAAGGGCCCCAAACCCUCUUUCUCCAAUAAGAGCAAGACACAGCCUUUGAGGUGGUUUUUAUUUGUUGUUGUUUUGCAUCUCUUUGCAGUCAUUGUGCAUCUUUUUUAAGUUUUUUGUCUUGUCAUA
Molecule: messenger RNA, 2811 nt
Organism: Plectropomus leopardus (leopard coralgrouper)
Lineage: Eukaryota; Metazoa; Chordata; Actinopteri; Perciformes; Serranidae
Source: RefSeq, a predicted model, not a curated record